CUCUAAAGUCUAUUCCAGUUGACUGUAGAGCGAGUAUUGCCGACACAGACAAAAGUACCCCCUUGAAAUGUACUUUAUUGUUGAUCUGUAACAAUCAAUUUCCCAAUUCAAAUCUCCAUUGAUGAACAUGAACAAAGCAUCAGUUUCCAUUAAAAAUGUAAAGUAACAGGUGGUAACCGUAUCACCAUCAUUAAAUUCACUCAAUGGGUAACUCCCAUUUCCACUCUCAACCUCAAUCUUCCUCUUCGAUGGCGAUCACUUUGCCCUAUUCCCAUGUCGAUUCCUGUUUACGCGCUCUUGCUGGUCAAGCUCAGGGAUUUGGUCGUCAUGCCAUUGGUGGCUAUCAUGGUCCCCUUUUUCACGUUACUUCUCUUGCUGAUGAUGGACCUGGGUCGCUUAGAGAAGCUUGCCGGAAAAAGGAACCACUCUGGAUUGUCUUUGAAGUGUCGGGCACUAUUCAUCUCAACUCUUACCUGAGUGUAUCUUCUUAUAAAACAAUUGAUGGUCGUGGGAAAAAAAUUAAAUUCACAGGGAAAGGGCUAAGGCUUAAAGAAUGUGAGCAUGUGAUCAUAUGCAAUCUAGAGUUUGAAGGUGGACGAGGCCAUGAUGUGGAUGGUAUUCAAAUCAAGCCUAAUUCUAAGCAUAUAUGGAUUGAUCGCUGCACCUUGCGUGACUAUGAUGAUGGUCUCAUUGAUAUCACCAGGCAAAGCACUGAUAUCACUAUAUCCAGGUGUCAUUUUGCCCAGCAUGACAAAACAAUGCUCAUUGGGGCGGAUCCAACCCACGUUGAUGAUAGAUGCAUUCGGGUCACAAUUCACCAUUGUUUUUUCGAUGGCACCCGACAAAGGCAUCCUCGUGUGAGAUUUGGGAAAGUUCAUCUGUUCAAUAACUAUACCAGGGAUUGGGGUAUUUAUGCUGUCUGUGCCAGUGUAGAAUCUCAGAUAUAUUCUCAGUGCAACAUUUAUGAAGCUGGAAAGAAGAAAACAACUUUUAUGUACUACACAGAGAAGGCUGCUGAUAAAGAACAAGAGGCAACUGGGAGGAUAAUAUCCGAAGGAGACCUAUUUCUUAAUGAAGCUCAACAAGGAGUAAAGCCAUUAAGCAGUGAAGAGUGUGUGUUUCAUCCUAGUGAGUUUUACAAUGACUGGACAUUGGAACCACCUACUGAAUCACUUAAACAUAUACUCCAGCAUUGUUCGGGAUGGCAGGACAUUCCUUGCUUACCCGAAACACUCCCUCUCCAACAAUAGAAACUCCUACAAGUCGUACGGUACCAUAGCCAAUAUUUUUCGAUAUAUAUAAUAUAUUACUAGUGUAUAACAGUAAUUUAUGAUAAUAAUUUACAAUAUAUAUAGAUGGUCCAUUGUUUAUAGUCCUAUUAGGAGUAUGUAAUAGGAGUAUUCUGAGUGUUCCUCUGAAAAAGCACCAUUUGAGUCAUAUGUUGCUUUCUCGUAAGGACAGAUGGAGUAAUAAUAAGGGAGUUGUUGCUACUGGAGUUGAUUCACCAUUUUUUUUUUUUAAAAAUAGCAGUGAAAUAUUUCAUAGAAGAAAACAAUAAUGUCAAUUAAAUUUUAAGAGUAUUUGAACAUUUGUUGCCGUAGUUUCGUAUAUUGUUUGUAAUUUUAUUCGUAUGAUGAGUUUUUCUA
Messenger RNA from Amaranthus tricolor (Joseph's coat), 1646 nucleotides. Its product is annotated as probable pectate lyase 4. The record is from RefSeq and is a predicted model, not a curated record. Bases 204 to 1250 code for a protein of 348 amino acids. NCBI's taxonomy places the organism in Eukaryota, Viridiplantae, Streptophyta, Magnoliopsida, Caryophyllales, Amaranthaceae. The transcript is spliced from 5 exons. Gene Ontology annotation, molecular function: pectate lyase activity.